This is a messenger RNA of Pestalotiopsis fici W106-1, 1020 nucleotides long. RefSeq lists its product as uncharacterized. Gene Ontology annotation, cellular component: cytoplasm. The record is from RefSeq and is a predicted model, not a curated record. The transcript has 6 exons. Bases 1 to 1020 code for a protein of 339 amino acids. NCBI's taxonomy places the organism in Eukaryota, Fungi, Ascomycota, Sordariomycetes, Amphisphaeriales, Sporocadaceae.
AUGGUUCACACACUGCGAUUCGGCGAUCUCGAGGUUCCCUCGCCCGGCUUCGGCGCCAUGGGACUGAGCUUUGGUUUGGGAAGCAAUCUCAGCUUGGAAGAAGCAGAGCCCGUUCUUUUGAAAGCCAUUGAACUCGGCUGCACGUUUUGGGAUACUGCGGUUGUGUAUCAAGCUGGUGUCAACGAAAAGCUGCUGGGAGACUUUAUCAGAAAGCACAAUGUUCGGGACAAGAUCUUCCUUGCCUCCAAAUGUGGUUUCGAUGUCUUUGGCGACGGCAGUGUCACAAACUCGCGUGCUCACAUUGAGACGUACAUUGACGGAACUAUUGAAAGGCUCGGUUUCACUCCUGACCUCUAUUACCUCCACAGAAUCGAUCCUAAGACACCUUUGGAAGAGUCCAUCCCUGCCCUGGAUGGAAUCCGCAAAGCAGGCAAGACUAAGUACAUUGGCUUGUCCGAAUGCUCGGCAGCCACUCUGAGGAAAGCAAAUUCCAUCGCCAAGAUCGAUGCCAUCCAGGCUGAAUACUCUGCCUUUGAGACCUUGCACGAGACCGACGGCCUCAUCGACACGGCCAAGGAAUUGGGUGUCGCCUAUGUUGCAUACAGUCCUCUUGGCCACGGAUGGCUUGUAGAUGACUUUCCCUUCAAGUCGCCCGACGACUUUGCCCCGGAUGAUUUCCGACGGAAAGGCAAGUACACUCUUGAUUAUCUUUUCAUGUUCUUUUUACCAAAAUUCCAAGGCGAAAACUUUUUCAAGAACCGCAACAUCGUGGAUGAGAUCAAGAAGCUCGCGACGCGCAAGGGCUGCACGCUGACCCAGAUCGCCCUGGCCUGGGUUGCGGCCCAGGGCAUGAUUGCCAUUCCGGGCACUACCAAGGCCAAGCGGCUCGAGGAGAACUGGGCUUCGCGCGACGUGGAGCUCACCGAGGAGGAGAAGCAGGAGAUGCGCAAAAUCAUUGAUGCGGCCAAGCCGCAUGGAAAUCGUUACGCCCCGGCGCAGCAGGCCAUGGUGGGACAUUAA